Molecule: messenger RNA, 613 nt
Organism: Triticum aestivum (bread wheat)
Lineage: Eukaryota; Viridiplantae; Streptophyta; Magnoliopsida; Poales; Poaceae
Exons: 2
Coding region: 23-403 (126 amino acids)
Molecular function (GO): nucleic acid binding; zinc ion binding
Source: RefSeq, a predicted model, not a curated record
AGCACUCCUGGUCCACCUGGUCAUGGCUUCACUGCCACAGGAGUUUGCAACUUUUGUUGUAAACUAUAAUAUGUCACCUGGAACAUGGGACAUUGAAAAGACAAUAGCAAUGUGUGUCCAAGAAGAGGACAGACUCAAAGCCGCACAUGGUGGUUCAAUCAACUAUGUGAAGGAUUGGAAGAAAAAGAACUACAAUCAAAACAACAAAAGUUCUCCUUCAAAGAAUGGAAAAGCCCCCUAUCAGCAUCAGCAACAGCCUUUCUCAGUGGACAAAGACACGUGUCUCCACUGCAAGCAGAAAGGGCAUUACAAGAAAGACUGCGCUGCUUGGCUGAAGUCAGUCAUGGCAAAAAGAGGGAUUCCAUUCGACGCGAACUACGCUAAGAAGCGAAAGACGCAUUGAAGUGGCAAACGGAGUUGAAGCAGAAGUUGAAGCUGUCGGUGACAUCUCCUUGGAGUUAGCUGGCGGAUUCAAUUUUCUACUUAGAGAUGUUUUAUUUGUUCCAUCAUGUCAUAGAAACUUAAUUAGUGUUUCUUGUUUGGACAAAGAUAAUUAUGAAUGUCAUUUUGGACAUGGCAAGUGUGCCAUUUGGUAUAAUAAUGCUUAUGUGGG